Molecule: messenger RNA, 2136 nt
Organism: Durotheca rogersii
Lineage: Eukaryota; Fungi; Ascomycota; Sordariomycetes; Xylariales; Xylariaceae
Product: kinase-like protein
Exons: 3
Coding region: 1-2136 (711 amino acids)
Biological process (GO): protein phosphorylation
Molecular function (GO): protein kinase activity; ATP binding
Source: RefSeq, a predicted model, not a curated record
AUGGAACUAAUUCAGCGCGCAUCGCGGGACGGUCGUGAAAUUGUGCUGCGUCACCGAAAUGCCGUUGUCGUUCGCGAUCCCUUGUCGCGGCGCCUAGAGAUCCGAGGCGUCGCUUUGACAGAGUGCCCUACCUGUCAUCAGCCUCUCCGUCCAUCUUCCCCCGAUCGGCACUUUGACGCGCCAGCACCACACGAAUCCUACGUCGACCCCAACUACUUUCGCAUGCUUCAAGUAGGCCACGGAGAGGAGGAGCACCAGCAUGCACAAGACCAGCCGCCGAGCCCCGUCCGCCGCCGAGCCCAGCCUACCUUGCCCAGCGGCCCCGGAGCUCAAGACCUCGACGAUGGCGAGUUCAUUUCUGACUCGCCAGCUCCCCAUGACGGAGCACGCAUUAGGAGGGACGCAUUUAGUCCAAAUUAUUUUACCAGAUUCUUCGUUGAGGAAAGAGAGCUUGGCAGAGGUGGGAAAGGCGUUGUUCUUUUAGUCCGCCAUGAGAUCGACGGGUGCCCUCUUGGCCAUUUUGCUUGCAAACGGGUUCCCGUGGGAGAUGAUCACACCUGGCUGGAAAAGGUCUUGGUCGAGGUCGAGCUCCUUGCGAAGCUCUCGCACCCUAACCUCGUGUCCUAUCGACAUGUAUGGCUUGAGGAUGUCAAGCUAAAUCGCUUCGGGCCCAGGGUUGCGUGUGCCUUCAUCCUCCAGCAAUACUGCAACGGCGGAGAUCUGCUCCGCUACGUCGUGGGUGAUCAGCCAAAGCAGGCCACGAAGGAGCAGCUCAAGGCCCAGAUUAGACGGAAAUCGAGAGGCGCUUCCGAGCGGCCCAAAGACCUCUUUUCCUCCCAGCGCCGCCUUUCGUUCGAGGAGAUCUAUUCCCUAUUCAAGGACAUCACUUGCGGUCUAGCUUACCUCCAUAGCGCAAACUACAUCCACCGUGAUCUGAAGCCCAGCAACUGCCUCCUGCACCACGAGGCCGGAAGGCUCACGUGUUUGAUCAGCGACUUCGGCGAAGUACAGCCUCGGAAUGCCAUUCGAAAGUCGACAGGGACAACGGGUACCAUUUCUUAUUGUGCGCCCGAGGUCUUAAAGAGAGACGCCGGGGGUCAGCUGGGCAACUUUACCACCAGAUCGGACGUGUUUUCGCUGGGCAUGAUCCUCUACUUCUUAUGCUUCGGUCGACUUCCUUACGUGAACGCAAAUACCGUCCAGGAAGAAUUGGAGGACAUAGAUCUACUACGAGUGGAAAUCACCGAGUGGAAAGGCUUCCAGGAUGAGAAGCGGGAAAGGCCUGAUCUUCCUUCGAAGCUAUACCAACUUCUUAAGAAAAUGCUGGCCCUGGACCCGGCCGAGCGGCCUAGUGCUGUCGAAGUCUUAAAUGUGAUGAAUCACGAGUCGUAUCAUGGGGGCUUACGAGGAGUACCGCGGAGCAAUCUGGACUCUCCGAUUCCCCCUGGCAGACCGUUACCCGAUCCUAUCAAACGUCGUAGCACCGUUAUCGAGCCAGAAGAAGACUUCACAUCGCCUAGCAUCGAGAGCUCGCCGUCCCCCAGCCACUCGUCCCAAACCGACCUUCAUGGGAGUCUCCAGAAAUUCCCCACGCCUAGUACGGCGCGUCAUCGCGCACAUGCUAUGGUACUAUCCCGAAGCCACGAAGGGUUCGCCCAUUCGUCUCCGGAACGCGGUCAAGCUACGGGAAUAGACCGCCCACCGCCGUCCCCAACCAUCAAUACGCCACUGCUCCUGGCACCACCCACCGGCCCGGGCGGGGCAGCCCAACAGCAAAUGACGGCUAUUCAACUUCGCCUAGCUCAUUUCGCUCACAGCCGCGCCGAUUCGAUAUCAUUUGUGCUCCGUUUGGUCCUAUUCCUAGUCAAGAUGGCAUUCCUCGUCAGGCCGUGUUGGCCAUUCACCGUCAGCCUCAGUGUCGGCAUUCCGUUGGUCGGCGUUGCAGGGUUUGAUUUGGGUAUGCCGCUCAACAGGGGCAUGCUCACACCCGGUCACGAUGGAAAUUCUCACACCCCAAAUCCUACCGACCGGUGGCCUUGGAGAUGGGACUGGAGAGGCAGUCUGGCCCUCCUCGCUGUUCAUUUUUUUGCCCUGUGGAUAUUUUCGCGCUGGGGCGUACUAUGUGUCACGUUUUGA